This is a messenger RNA of Ctenopharyngodon idella (grass carp), 1544 nucleotides long. Its product is annotated as major histocompatibility complex class I-related gene protein-like. Gene Ontology annotation, biological process: immune response. The coding region runs from base 69 to 1112 and encodes 347 amino acids. Lineage: Eukaryota; Metazoa; Chordata; Actinopteri; Cypriniformes; Xenocyprididae. The transcript has 7 exons. The record is from RefSeq and is a predicted model, not a curated record. Gene Ontology annotation, cellular component: external side of plasma membrane.
AGUUUAUUUCAAACUUGCAAGUGUGUGCUGACUGAAAUCAUAUAGUAGCCUAUCAGUGUGUCAGUAAUAUGGACAAAAGUUUUCUUCUUUUUCUGCUUUUGCUUCCAAUAGCUGCUCCAAAAGGCUCUCACUCCUUAUGGUUGCUUGCAACGUACAUUAAAGGACAAACACCAUUUCCUGAAUUUAGCUAUGUAGGGAUGUUGGAUGAUGUCAGAAUUAUGUACUAUAACGGCGAGACGAAGACUCUCAUUCCCAGAGGAAAUACAACAACUGAAGACGACGUGUUCAAUCCAAAUGUUCUCCUCACCAUAAGUGACUACAUACAGUCCUCUUUUAUUGAAAAAUGGGCAAUAGCAACCAAAAACUUUAACAAAACUGAUGGUGUUCUUGCCCUUCAGAGGCUGGUUGUGUGUGAACUGAGAGAUGAUGGUGAACCGGGACAAAUGAUCACACGGGAUGCUUUCAGAGGCUCCACCACUGAUGAGUUGCUAUAUGUUGACAAGAACUUCACAUACCAGGGGAAUUUAAACGUCUCAACCCAAGUGCUGAAUAUUCAUCUUGAAUUUAGCAUGAGGCGUCAUGAAAGUUUUUAUCAGCCAUUCUGCAUCAAAACACUCAAGGGUUACCUUGAAAAAAGGAGGACUCAAAUCUAUAGAAAAGUGAAACCCAAAGUCAGGCUCCUCAAGAAAGAACUGUCUUCCGGGUUUCGUGUGAGUUGUUUGGCAACAGGAUUUUACCCUCGUCACAUCAACCUGACCCUGUUCAGAGAUAGACAGCCUGUAUCUGAUCAGGAGAUCACUGGAGGAGAUCUGCUGCCCAAUGGUGACGGGACGUACCAGAUGAGGAAGAGUCUGGAGAUCAGUGCAGACAAACACAAAUACACCUGCUCUGCCACACACCUCAGUCUGGACAACAAACUGGACGUCACUUUGGAGUAUGAUCACGGAGAACCAUUUAAAUCAGUGAUUCCUUCAGUUCUGAUGGUUUUGGCUCUGAUGUUAGUGUUUGGAGCAGCAGUUGCUAUAACUGCAUGGAAAAGACGACGUGCAGAUUCAAUUAAAAGUGGGUAUUCUACUGCUUCUACAUCUGAAGAAAGUGUGGACACAACAUAGAAAUCGAUGUGAAUGCCAUGAUACAAAGUGGGAUAUUCCAAAAAAGUGUAUUUCAAUCUAUGUUAUCUACACAAUUUCCAUUAUAAUUCACUGGCUGAGUCAACAAUUCUAUGUGAGCCACUGUCACACAAGUGAUUUAUUGUCACGCUGUCAUACCUUUCUAUUCCUAGACCUAAAAGUAGAAAAAACAAUUUAGACAAAUGUGUAGAAAACUACUUUGAGCCAUUUACACAACAAUUUUUAUUCAUUUAUUUGGUGGUGUAGUGUAGAUGAUAUAAUGUUUGUGUGUGUAUAUAUUAUUUUUUUCAUGUUAUACUUUUUUUUUUUUACUGUAUUAUAAAAAUUGUAUUUUGAACAUUCAGGCUCAGUGCAGAAGAUGAAAAGAUAAAAAGGAAAAGAAGGAGAAAUAAAAAGACUCCUGGUUAAUGAUCA